UCUCCACCUCUCUGGGCCUGCGCGCGCGUCUCCUUCUAGCACGCGCCGCCGCUAGCUGCGCACUCUUGCGGGAACCUCUGGCCCGCGCGUUCCUUUUCCUUUCCUGUGGGGCGGGCGGGACCCCGCACUGCUGUCACGGUAGCCCCGGCGGGCUCAGGCGGCGGCGCGCCAGUCCGAGGAAGGACCGUACCACUGCUCGGCAGCGUGCGGGGGGAGCCGCUUGCCCCGCCGUUCACGCCUCGGCGACCCCGCGGGGCUGAGGCGUCGCCGCCGCCGCACCCGGCAGCGUGAGCACAGGAGCGGCCUCGACCCCGAGCUCCGAGCCCUGCGGGCCGGGGGCCCCACCCAUCCGGGCCGAGGAGGCCGUAGCCAUGGCCGAGACGGAGGAGCGGAGCCUGGACAACUUCUUCGCCAAGAGGGACAAGAAGAAGAAGAAGGAACGGAGCAGCCGCGCGGCCAACGCCGCGGGCGGAGCGGCAGGGGCCAGGCCGAGCGACGGCGGGGGCACGGGGACCAGGGCAGGCGACGGCGGGGGCACGGGCACCAGACCAGGCGACGCCGGGACCGCGGGCGCGGGGACUGCCGGCCCCGGGGCCGCCACGAAGGCCGUGACGAAGGAAGAAGAUGAGUGGAAAGAAUUUGAGCAAAAAGAGGUUGACUACAGUGGACUCAGAGUGCAGGCCAUGCAAAUAAGUGAAAAAGAAGAAGAUGAUACUGAAAAGAGAGAAGAUCCAGGAGAUAACUGGGAAGAAGGUGGAGGUGGUGGUGGUAUAGAGAAAUCUUCAGGUCCCUGGAACAAAACAGCUCCGGUACAAGCACCUCCCACUCCAGUAAUUGUUACAGAAACCCCAGAACCGGCAAUGACUAGUGGUGUGUAUAGGCCUCCUGGGGCCAGGCUAACCACAACAAGGAAAACUCCACAAGGACCACCAGAAAUAUACAGUGAUACACAGUUUCCAUCCUUGCAGUCCACUGCCAAGCAUGUAGAAAGCCGGAGGUACUUAAAAUGAAUGCUACCUGGAAUUAAAUGACCACAUAUGGUUCAUCUACAUCUUAGGGACAUGAAUUUUUAAAAGUAAAUAAAAUGGGAAGAAAUAUAAAUGACAUCAGAUGGAAAUUUUUUUUGGGGUGGCUUUUAAAGUAAAUCCCAGCCUUUUUGCCUCUUUGAGAGCACAGCUGGCUUGAAUUUAAACCUCCACUUGGACUGGCUCCUCUACUCUGUGGUACAAAAUGUAUAAGGGACGUCUGGGAGGGCAGUGACUCACCAUUGCCCGUCUUUCCUUAUCUGAUCUGACCCAUACACUCACUCCCACAAAGCAGAAAUGAGGAGAAGCUGUUAUCAUGAGAACUUUACUUGAAUAAGAAAAUUGUUACCCUUAUACAUAAACAUUAUCAACUAAUUGCUAAAAGUGAAAGUCUUAGGAAGAGUCAUUACAGUUUCUUUCCGGUUGUUUCCAGGUUGGUCCCAAGAUAGGUCUGCAGUAAUGCUCUUUAGUGGAAGAUGAGACCAUAAGAGCUGCAGUACAGUAUUGUGUAUUUUCUGUUCAAUUGAAGCCUUAAAAUACUUCAAUGCUGAUUUUAUGUACCAUUUCUCCCUUUCUGUCUUUCCCCAAGAUUCUUUUAAGGGGUGGCUUUUUAAAAAAAAUUAAAGGAAGGACAUUUUCCAAAAAACUCUAGUGAAGAACUAUUUACUGAUAACAUUUCUUUUCCCUUAGGGAUAAAGAAAUGGAGAAGAGCUUUGAAGUAGUAAGACACAAAAAUAGAGGUAGGGAUGAGGUUUCAAAAAACCAGGCCCUUAAACUUCAGCUAGACAACCAGUAUGCUGUGCUUGAAAACCAGAAAUGCAGCCACACACAUUACAAUUAAGAAAUGGUCUUUGCUAACCCCUCUAAGGUAACUAGACCACAGCUAACCAUCAUGAACAGCCAUUCAUCAUCUGAUUUCUGUUGGAUCUACAGCAUCCGAUACAGACCAUGCAAGUGACCAGCGUAUUGCACUAUGGAAGUUGAAAGUAUCACAACUGCUCUUUAUGUAUAUUGGAUUUAGGGGAAUUUUCAUUGUUAUAUAAAUGUGUGAACUAGAUUCAACACUUUUUUGCUCUGCAAAUACAAAAAACCAAAACCUGCAGCCAGUGGUCAUUCGGAAAAUCUUUUUAUGUUCAGAUACUGAGCCUUUGUAAGGGUUGACUACCUCAGAUUUGCUGCACUCUUUGUGGACUUCAUGUGGAUCACAACUUCUGGAUAAGAAGGUUACAGCUAUUAAAGUGUUGAUGUGAACAUUGAAACCAGCUAUACUGGAUUCCUACCAGAAAUCCUGCAGAAAGUCAGCCAUCUGGGUUCUGAUCUGCUGUAAAAGAUGAAGAUUUAAGUGACCUUAAUUAACCUGUCCUGUGCCCUACCCUAAAGAGUACUCUGUAGUAAGCUGUGGCUAUAUUAGACUUUUGAAACAUGCCGCUUUCAAAACAAACUGAUAUGUUCAGAUCAUCUGAGUAGGGCUGAGAUUUAUAAUUUUCAAUUUUUAGUUAGUCUGAGGUAACUACAAAUUAAAUUCUACCAAACUUGGGUCCACCAAGUGGGAAAGAGGGUGGGCUGGGGGAAUAAUCUAGUUUCCUUUAGUAGUUUUUUUUUUUUUGUAUAGUGCUUUCUUUCUGUGUUCCACAUUAAGGCCUUUUUUGCUUUGACUUAGAAUAAGUUCUUUGACAGCAUAUUGCUUGGUUAAGUAACCUGAGAUAUGCAUUUGAAUUGUGAUGUCUUGUGAAUUUGCCAAUCCCUAGAGUGGAACCAAAUAGCCUUUGAUGUAAAGGGCAGCGGAUGCUGGAGGCUCUACUUCAGGUGCUGCUACAGCCUCCUCUAAUCAGGUCUAAAUUGUGUAGUAAACUGCUGUGGAAAGAGUAUGGUUUCUGCUCAGGCUAAGGCAGUGGUGGCAAAUGCCUCGGUGGGCUAUUCAUUUUACUGAAAGCUCUAAAAGGUUUGCCAUCACUGGGUGAAGGGAUUCACUGAUGUCCUACAGAUUCAAAGCCACAAAGCUAAACCUCACCUAGCACCCAUUUCAGUUUCAUGGAUCUUGCAUGAUCUUUGACAAGACUUCCUUAUGUACUUGUGCCCAGACUUUUAAGGUAUUGGCCAUUCUGUAGAUGCAGUGAUUGUCCCAGCUAGCUCUGUUAACAGCCUUUUGCUGUGUUUUUAUAGUGUUCAUUUGGAAAGGCAGGGCUAAAGAUACUAAUGUAGCACUUCUUUUAAUAACUGUGGGCUACAGACUAUCCAGUAAUAUAUGGUAGUCCUGCAAGAAACUUUGAAACUCCCCAGGAUUACUGAACUUUUUUUCCACCUAGUAAGAUUCUAGCAGUUUUUCCUUGGUCUAGUAUCUUUAGUUCGGUGGAACUAUUUCUUGAUUUAGUGACCACUUGAUGCAGAGUCUAGGUUUCUCUAUAAUAAAUUCCUUUGCCAAAUGCAGGAGUUGCAGACUUGCUACUGGCAAAAGUAAAGCGAGUGGGUAAGUAAACCUGUCCUGGUGUUGGGCAUUUUCCUAUAGAGUUUCAGUCUUGAUGAACAUGUCAUGUGGCAGUCGGACUCCUAGGAGGGCUGUACACUGUCUCCUGACAGGUCCAGCAGCUACUGUGGGUAGCAGCGUUGCCCACCUCUGAGGCAGCAGGUACGAUGCCUGCCUUCUGGUGUAUUUGGGUGAGUAGCUGAGCCAGCCAGGGGAGUUUGGAUGAUGAAGGGAAAGUAAGAGAUUCUUGGUUAAGCUGAAGACUUCAUUUGGGAACCAAAACAAGUAAUCUCUUGGAUUUUGAGCCACACAUUUUGCUACAGAAAAAGUAUGCAUUUUCCUACAAAAUUUUGUCAGGGGUUAUGUUAUUGAGAGGUGAAGUGAAAUGAAUAUGAGGUUUUAUUUAACAGCACACUGUACUGGAAAUCUGAAGACCUGCAGCAGAUUUAAACUCCAGGCUCUUGUUACCAUUUUUUUAAAAGAUUGUGAAAUUACAAAAAUGCACAGGAAUCACGUUUUAAUAUACUGUAUGAUGGGUGGAUGAGGCAGUCCAUUGUACCAUUUCUUUCUUUGGAUUCUCAGGCAUGGUUUGGCAGUGCAAGAACUCUGUAACAUUAACGAAUUCAAUAAAAAGUACUAAGGA
This is a messenger RNA of Cavia porcellus (domestic guinea pig), 4132 nucleotides long. RefSeq names its product CDV3 homolog (gene Cdv3). Gene Ontology annotation, cellular component: cytoplasm. The transcript is spliced from 5 exons. Bases 372 to 1010 code for a protein of 212 amino acids. NCBI's taxonomy places the organism in Eukaryota, Metazoa, Chordata, Mammalia, Rodentia, Caviidae. The record is from RefSeq and is a predicted model, not a curated record.